Drosophila teissieri is the source of this 644-nucleotide messenger RNA. RefSeq names its product neuropeptide-like protein 31. The transcript is spliced from 3 exons. Lineage: Eukaryota; Metazoa; Arthropoda; Insecta; Diptera; Drosophilidae. Bases 145 to 417 code for a protein of 90 amino acids. The record is from RefSeq and is a predicted model, not a curated record.
AAUAUUGUCGGUAGGUCGAUGGGGAUCACAGUUUACGGACAACAACGCUUCUGGCCAGAACACGAUCGGGAAAAGUUGCUAAUUUGAGAGAAAAAUAUUAAAUCUAGAGUACAUCCCCGUGAAAUUUCGCAAACAAGAUCAACAAUGGCAAAGUUAUUUUCCAUCCUUUUGUGCCUGGUUAUCAUCGGAUCCAUCAGCGCAGGUCCUAUAGAGGAGAAGAAACCUGCUGAGGAGGCUGAUCUCUCCACUGCGGACACCAUUGGCUACGGAUACUAUGCAGCUCCUUCGCCCAUUUAUUACGGAGGAUAUGGAGGGGGCUACAAAUACGGCGGAUAUUCCGGGUAUGGGGGCUACGGCGGAUUUCGCUCCUAUGGAGGCGGCUUUUAUCGUCCCCGGAUUUAUCCAGUUUGGGGCUAAAUGACGCCACACUACGAUGCCAAACUUACAAGCGUUCCUUAACCCAGAAAAUCCUAUGUAAUCGCACCAGUGACCAAAGAAACCAUACAAGCCCCCUUUAAAUUGUAACCCUUUCACUGUCUUGCAACCACGGCGAUGACGUCAGUGGAGUUUUUGACCCCAGACCGCAAUUAAGACCGGCUUUAUUGCAAUAAAAACAAAGCACUUUAUGUACGACUACGCUCGCA